Entrophospora candida is the source of this 1428-nucleotide messenger RNA. The record is from the annotation of a GenBank genome assembly. Lineage: Eukaryota; Fungi; Glomeromycota; Glomeromycetes; Entrophosporales; Entrophosporaceae.
AUGGAGAAAGUUGUAGUUGUAAAUUCUACUAGAAAAAAUGCAAAGAGAGUUUUAGGCGAGAAUCUUAAAUAUGGACUUAUGAUGGUGAUGAUAAGGUUGGAUAACCCUAAGGGUUAUGUAUGUAAAGUUAGUCGAGAUGAUAUUUUGGAGGUCCCUGACACUGAAGAAAAAUUUCCAGAAGUAUUGGAAAUUUUAGCAGCUGUCCUAAAUCUAAAGGUAGUGGCGAUGAAUUAUUCGGUGGGUAAUAGCAAAACAGAUGAAAAGGUUUCCGAAUUGGUUGUUAGAAUUGAUGUCUUAGAAAAACGAUCUACAACAAAAAAUACCAUUAUCGUUAUUAUUAUCAAAACUUUUUCAAUGACUCCUAUCCUCUUUCAUUCUUCUUCACAAGCUAAUCGACAUCGAAUGGUAAAACCCAACCCAAGGAUAAAUAAACCACCACCAUCGAUUUAUAUUCUAAGGAAACAACAAGAUGCUGUGGGUAAAAAAAAAGAACUUGUCGCAAAGUCAAGACCCCUUAAAGGUAUAACAUUAAUAGAAUUAAGUGUCGAAUUUUCGAAUCUAAAUAGAAAAUACAAUGCGGUUAUAACGUCCUCUCGAUCUUUCAACACUUUCAACACGCAUCAAAAACCAAGGUUUUUCAACCCUUAUGGUCGAUUUCGGUCCAUGCCUGUUAAACUCAGCUCAAAGUCAACCACUCUCAGCAGUAUUUUUAAUAAGACUAAUGAUGUUUCAAAAUCUACUCCCAUCUCCCAAGAUAACAAUCUUAACAAACCAGACAAUAAUAGUUCUUUCGAUCCUAUAUAUCAUUAUCCACAUUUAACCAAAGAUCAAGAAGCAUUGUCAUCAAGAACACCUCAAGGUGGAAUAAUUGACAAGUUCAACUUGACAGUUAUAAAUUUUUAUGGUAAACUAAUAGUUGAAAGAAGCACAAAUAAUGAUAAUUUGCCAUCAGUAUUUGUAUAUAGUACACAAUUCAUGACCAAAUAUUUAAAUAGUGGAUAUCAAGGAGUUUCUAAAUGGACAAAAAAGGUUGAUAUCUUUUCAAAAGAUUUAUUAUUUGUACCAAUACAUAGUGGAGCACACUGGUCUUUAUGUCUUGUUGAUUUUCAAGAUUUUAGGAUAGAUUAUAUUGAUUCAAUGUAUGGUGGGGGAACAGCAAAAGGCAUGGACGAAGUAAAAGAAUAUUUAAUUAACGAAUGUCAAAAUAAGAAAGGUGAAAAUGCAAAUCUUGAUUUCAACAGUUGGGCAGAAAAUCCAAGAUUGAAGAAAGUUCCACAACAAAAAAAUUCUUAUGAUUGUGGUGUUUUUACAUUAGCUUUCAUUGAACACAUUAGUAGGCAAGCACCUUUAUUGUUUAAUCAAUCAUUAUUACCAUAUUUCAGGAAAAAAAUAAUAUAUGAGAUUGCAUCUGGUGAAUUGUUGACAUAA